AUGGCAUACCACGGAAUAACAAGCGUAGAACAAAUUCCCGUUGAGGAGGACAUAAGGAGGGAGAAGGAAUUUAACCAGGCAACCACGCAGUACGCAGAAUUACUGCAGAAACUCUCGUAUGCACACAUUCCACUGAUUAUUCACCCCGGGAAGAGGGUCAAGUCAAAAAAAGAAAUGCGGCAAAUAGAGGAAAACUUAACGGAAUCAAGAAAGCCCCAGAAAGUAACUGCAUUUAAACGACCAUCAAGACAAGAAAGAAGAAAGAAGUCACAAGUAGAAGAGAAAAUAAAAAAUGCACUCUCAUCAGCAGAGGGCACAGAUGGCAAGCCCAAACAUAAAAAGAAAGAACGGGCAGCAGUAAAGAAGGCUAAAAAGCAAAGACUCGGGAAGAGUAAGCGACAGAAGAUGUCUCACGCACAGUAAGCACCAGCAUAAUAAACAGACUGCCCAGUACCACCAUAAUAAAAUAAAGCACAC
This is a messenger RNA of Nematocida parisii ERTm1, 477 nucleotides long. RefSeq lists its product as uncharacterized. Lineage: Eukaryota; Fungi; Microsporidia. The transcript has a single exon. The record is from RefSeq and is a predicted model, not a curated record. The coding region runs from base 1 to 423 and encodes 140 amino acids.